CUUAGUGCGGAGCUGCAAUAAUUGUGAAAGGCUGUCAUGGAUGCCAUGCUCUGCUUUUUCUUCAGCCGUGGCCAUGACGGCCAUUGGAAUCCUACGCGUUGACCCCUUUGACUCUCUGAUUGCUGAAGUCUUCGCACCACACAACCACUUUCACUUGUUUCCAUCUUCCCUUCUCUACUCUCAGCUCUUUGUUUGCCUUUGCUGAACACCAUGGAAGUUGUUGGAGAGGCUCUUCUUUCCGCUGCCUUUGGCUCGUUGUUUGACAAGUUGGGUUCCUCUGAUCUGAUUAAGUUCGCACGGCAGGAGGAUGUCCACACCGAGCUCGAGAAAUGGGAGAAGGAGUUGCAGAGCAUCCGGCAAGAGGUCAACGACGCGGAGGAGAAGCAGAUCACACAGGAGGCUGUCAAAUCAUGGCUGUUCGAUCUGAGGGUUUUGGCGUAUGAUAUGGAUGACAUCUUGGACGAGUUUGCUUACGAAUUGAUGAGGACAAAGCUGAUGGGGGCUGAAGCUGAUGAAGCCAGCACAAGCAAGAAACGCAAGUUCAUUCCUACCUUCUCUACUAGUUUCAGUCCAACUCAUGUUGUGCGUGAUGUUAAGUUGGGGUCCAAGAUUAGAGAGAUCACCAGCAGAUUACAACAUAUUUCAGCUAGAAAAGCUGGACUUGGACUGGAAAAGGCGGCAGGAGGAGCUACUUCUGCUUGGCAAAGGCCACCACCCACUACACCUAUAGCAUACGAACCUGGGGUUUAUGGCAGGGAUGAAGAUAAAAAAGUGCUUCUUGAUUUGCUGCACAAGGUUGAGCCCAAUGAAACCAAUGUUGGCGUCAUUUCCAUUGUUGGCAUGGGCUGGCUGGGCAAGACAACGCUUGCACGGCUGGUUUACAAUGAUGAAAUGGCCAAAAAUUUUGAUCUAAAAGCGUGGGUUUGUGUAUCUGAUGUGUUCGAUGUGGAGAAUAUAACAAAAGCAAUUCUCAAUUCGGUGGAAAGUUCUGAUGCAAGUGGCUCGUUGGACUUCCAACAAGUUCAAAAGAAAUUAGCAGACGCAUUGACAGGGAAAAAGUUUUUACUCAUUCUAGACGAUGUGUGGAACGAAGAUUCUGGUAAUUGGAACAGCUUGCGCGCCCCUUUUAGUGUAGGGGCAAAAGGAAGCAAAGUCAUGGUCACAACACGCAAUAAAGGAGUUGCAUUGAUGAUGGGAGCUGAGAAGAAUGUUUAUGAACUAAAAACUUUAUCAGAAGAUGCCUGCUGGUCAGUGUUUGAGAAGCAUGCGUUUGAACAUAGAAAUAUCGAUGAACAUCCAAACCUGGUGUCUAUUGGUAGGAAAAUUGUCAACAAGUGUGGCGGAUUGCCACUGGCGGCAACAACGCUUGGUGGCCUUUUACGCUCUAAACGAAGGGAAGAUGAAUGGGAAAAAAUAUUAAGUAGUAAAAUAUGGGGAUGGUCAGGCACAGAACCUGAGAUUCUCCCUGCGUUGCGAUUGAGUUAUCACUAUCUCCCUUCACAUUUGAAGAGGUGUUUUGCUUACUGUGCAAUGUUCCCCAAGGACUAUGAGUUCGACUCCAAAAAUUUGGUCCUUCUGUGGAUGGCCGAAGGUUUGAUUCAACAACCAAAAGGUGGUAGACAUACAAUGGAAGAUUUAGGCGAUGACUAUUUUUGCGAGUUAUUGUCAAGAUCAUUCUUUCAAUCAUCGAGUAAUCAUGAAUCACAUUUUGUGAUGCAUGAUCUUAUUCAUGACCUAGCUCAAGGUGUUGCUGGAGAAAUAUGUUUUUGUUUGGAAGAUGAGUUGGAGUGUAACCGGCAAUCCACAAUUUCCAAAGAGACUCGUCAUUCAUCAUUUGUUCGUAGAGAUGGGGAUGUGCUAAAAAAAUUUGAAGCUUUUCAAGAGGUAAAGCAUUUACGGACAUUUGUUGCUUUAAAUAUUCAUUGGGCGUCUACAAAAUCUUAUGUAACUAGUUUGGUGUGUAAUCAUCUAGUGCCAAAAUUUCAACGACUAAGAGUUCUCUCUCUGAGUCAAUACAAUAUUUUUGAGCUACCAGAUUCUAUUUGUGAAUUGAAACAUCUACGCUAUUUGAAUCUGUCCUACACCAAAAUAAGAUCUUUGCCUGACUCAGUGGGCAAUCUCUAUAAUUUACAAACAUUGAUGUUAUCCUUUUGUAUGCAUCUUACGAGGUUACCUCCCAACAUUGGAAACUUAAUUAAUCUUCGACAUCUCAGUGUUGUUGGAUGUUCAUUGCAAGAGAUGCCACAACAAAUAGGCAAAUUAAAGAACCUGCAAACAUUGUCUGAUUUUAUUGUGGGCAAAAGUGGAUUUUUGGGAAUAAAGGAGUUGAAGCAUUUAUCACAUCUCCGAGGGAAGAUUCGUAUUUCACAAUUGAAAAAUGUGGUGAAUAUUCAAGAUGCCAUAGAUGCCAAUCUAAGGACUAAGCUCAAUGUUGAAGAGUUGAUUAUGCAUUGGAGUAAAGAGUUCGAUGAUUUGCGAAAUGAAGACACCAAAAUGGAAGUCCUCCUCUCUCUACAACCUCAUACUAGUUUGAAGAAACUCAAUAUUGAAGGCUUCGGUGGUCGGCAAUUCCCCAACUGGAUAUGUGAUCCCUCUUACUCUAAAUUGGCGGAGUUAAGUCUCUAUGGUUGUAUAAGGUGCACAUCACUGCCUUCAGUUGGGCAACUACCCUUCCUAAAGAGGUUGUUCAUCGAAGGAAUGGAUGGAGUGAGAAGAGUGGGGCUGGAGUUUGAGGGGCAGGUUUCUCUUUAUGCUAAGCCUUUCCAAUGCUUGGAGUCUUUAUGUUUUGAAAAUAUGAAGGAAUGGAAAGAGUGGUCAUGGUCAAGAGAGUCAUUCUCUCGCCUCCUCCAGUUGGAGAUAAAAGAUUGUCCAAGACUGAGUAAGAAAUUACCCACUCACCUAACUUCUCUAGUAAGACUUGAAAUUAACAAUUGCCCAGAAACGAUGGUUCCACUUCCAACACAUCUGCCUUCUCUUAAAGAGCUCAAUAUUUAUUAUUGCCCAAAAAUGAUGCCUCUAUGGUCCUCUUUUGCAUUUGACCCUUUUAUAUCAGUGAAGAGAGGGAGUAGAAGUGCAACUGACAUCACCUCAGGUAUUUAUUUAAGAAUUAAUGGAAUGUCAGGGCUUUCUAGACUCGAGCAAAAGUUUUUGCGGUCUUUGCCAAGGCUUCAACUUCUGGAAAUUGACAAUUCUGGUGCUCUGGAAUGUUUGUGGGAAAAUGGGUUGGGAUUAGGAAACCUUGCUAGUCUUCGAGUAUCGGGUUGUAACCAACUUGUAUCCUUGGGAGAGGAGGAAGUGCAAGGGCUGCCUUGCAAUAUUCAAUAUUUGGAGAUAUGUAAGUGUGAUAACUUGGAGAAGCUUCCACAUGGAUUACAAAGCUAUGCAUCUCUUACAGAGUUGAUUAUCAAGGAUUGUUCAAAAUUGGUGUCAUUUCCAGACAAGGGUUUCCCGCUCAUGCUUAGACGUCUUACUAUUUCUAAUUGUCAGAGUCUAAGUAGCCUACCUGAUAGCAGUAAUUGCUGCAGCAGCGUGUGUGCCCUUGAAUACUUGAAAAUAGAGGAGUGUCCUUCUCUCAUUUGCUUUCCAAAAGGGCAGUUACCCACCACCCUUAAGGAACUGUAUGUAUCCGUUUGUAAAAAUCUGAAGUCUCUUCCAGAAGACAUCGAGGUUUGUGCCCUUGAACACAUAGAUAUAAGGUGGUGUUCGUCUCUCAUUGGUUUUCCAAAAGGAAAGCUACCAUCAACUCUCAAGAAUCUCACGAUAGGAGGGUGUAAAAAGCUAGAGUCUUUACCAGAGGGAAUAAUGCAUCACCAUUCCAACCACACAACCAAUUGUGGUCUUCAAUUCUUGGAUAUCUCGAAAUGUCCAUCUCUCACAUCCUUCCCUAGAGGCAGAUUUCUCUCUACCCUUAAAUCUAUAAGGAUUUGUGAUUGUGCACAGCUGCAGCCAAUUUUGGAGGAGAUGUUUCACCGCAAUAAUAAUGCACUUGAAGUUUUGUCCAUCUGGGGAUAUCCCAAUCUCAAAACUAUACCAGAUUGCCUCUACAACCUCAAACAUCUUCAGAUCAGAAAAUGUGAGAAUCUGGAGUUGCAGCCUUGUCAAUUGCAAAGCCUCACUUCUCUCACAUCACUUGAGAUGACUGAUUGUGAGAAUAUCAAGACCAUACCAGAUUGCUUCUACAACCUCAGAGAUCUUCGGAUCUAUAAAUGUGAGAAUCUGGAGUUGCAGCCUCAUCAAUUGCAAAGCCUCACUUCUCUUGCAACACUCGAGAUCAUUAAUUGUGAGAAUAUCAAGACACCCUUAUCAGAAUGGGGCCUUGCCAGAUUGACCUCCCUUAAAACUCUCAUCAUUUCUGAUUAUCACCACCACCACCACCACCACCACCCAUUCCUUCUUCCUACUACUGUAGUUGAGCUUUGCAUUUCAAGCUUCAAGAAUCUGGACUCCUUGGCCUUCCUAUCUCUCCAAAGGCUCACCUCUCUUAAAAGUCUAUGUAUCUCCCGAUGUCCUAAUCUCCAGUCGUUUUUGCCAACGGAAGGGCUGUCUGACACGCUUUCAGAACUAUCUAUAAAUGGUUGCCCACUCCUGAUUCAAAGGUGCUUAAAAGAGAAAGGGGAAGAUUGGCCUAAGAUUGCCCACAUCCCCUAUGUGAAAAUAGAUGGCCAAUUGAUCUUUGAGCAAUAAAAAGUUGAGAUUGCAGCAAAAUGAAUGCAGAGACCAUUCCACUAUAUCCUCUCCUUAUGUGCCACUAUUCGUUGAUAUGAAGGUGAAAAUAAUGCAAAUGGAAUCCAAUUCUCUAACCACAGGGUCAGCCAGUUAAAGUGAGUAUACUUUAUUUCAUUAAUGAUCUUUUUUGACUCCUUGCAUUUCAAUUGCAUUGUCCUCAAGUAGCAUUCUUAUCUGACAUAUCUCUAAAUAAAGUUCUCCAUUUUUUCCCCUAAAUAUUCAUAGAUAUGCAUCUAUUAACUUAGGCCAUGUUCUUAAGGCUUUAUAGACCUAUGAUUUAUCAACCUAUGAUUUCAUGUUUCUCCAUCACAGUAUUGGAUCAUGUUUUUAUAAUUUUUCAUUUGUCAACAUGAUCUUUAUUCAACUUACAGGCUUUUCAAGUCAGUAAUAAAUAAUAUCUCCGAUUGAAAUGCUUCAUUUUCUAGGAAUAUCUCUGAUUUUAACUACAUUUCCUUUUACAAUAAUUCAGGAUUGGCUUUUGCUCUAAAAUAUCGAUUCUUCAUUUUGGUCUCCUUCACAGUCAAUAAGUCCUGGCCCACAAAUUACCAUCUCAUGUGGACUCAGGAGAAAGGAAAUCCGCACGUUGAAAUACAGUGAGCUAUGCUAAUUCUUACAUAUUCAAAACCUUUUUAUUUGUAAAGCAUAUUCUGAUGGCAUUUCAAUAUUUAUGUAUUCAUUUCAUUUUAUUUUAAAUUUUUAAGUAGAUUCAGGGGUCAAAAUAGUUACCAUUGGCUUCAGAAUUGAACUUCAACUUCUGAGGAGCAUUCCCUUGUUGUAACACAAAAUGCUUUUGGAAGCUGGUUAUAGAAUUCCUGGGGAAUGGUGAUUUUCCCUAUUAAUUUGAUACACUUUUUGACUCAUUCUCCAGCAUAUUAUUGGAGAACCUAUUUUUUCCCCUCAAUCUAUUACUUCUAGGAAGAUUUUAACUCAAGUUGUUGCAUGGUUUCAUUUGAAAAAAUUGUCAAAUCCUCUUUUAUGUGAAGUUAUGGAUCUUUAAUUAGUGUUUUGCAGACCCCUAAUAUUAGGAUUUCUCUUUAAAUCCUUGAACCCAAUGUACCAUCUCAAACAUUUACAGAUGAAUGCUGGAAAUUGGAUAGGCUGAUGAAGGCCAAAGAACCAAUUUGGGGUAGAUUUGGAGAUCAAUCACUCAAUGGUUCAGAUGAUUUCUUUUUCUAGUUUCAUUUGAUUUAGAGUAGAUUCAGAGGCUAUACUCAUAGUAAUAAAUACACAGUACCCUGCUUUUCAUGGUGAUCAUGUUAGACUAAGAUUUUUUAUCAAUCUCUACAUGUGGCUUAUGCCAAGAAGUGAAAGCCAUUACUCAUGGCAGGUUACGUUCUGGGGCUUGUGAAGGAUGGAUGGACCUGAACUUAAGCAUUUUUUACUGAAGAUGAUGAAUGGAGACUUGAAUCUGCCCUAUUUCACCAAGCAACAGCAUAAAAAAUUAUGUAAGAUACAUCCCUGUCGCUAAAGCUAAACAAAGGUUGUGUUUUCCCCUAAACUCAGAAAGGUUCAGAUUUCAAUCUUGUCUUGUAGCUGAUGCUUUUGGAAGCUCCUCAAACCCGAAAUUUUGAGUGCUUCAUCUGGUUUUCACAUGUAUGGUUUACAUCCUGCCAGUUCAAUUGGCCAACAAAUGAUCCAUUAGUCCAGAGGAAGAUCAUUGCUGACAAUGAAAAUGGAAGAGAGCAUCAAUAGAAGUUUUGAUGGACUUGAAUGAAGUUCAAAAAACUUGAGGACCAGAUCACCUGUAGAACUUCUGGGAAGCGCAUAUCAACCACACUCCACAAGUGAAACGUUACUUUUCCGAUGAUGUUUCAAGAUUUCAGACUCAAGGCAUUGCUGGAGUAUUGAGGAUCAUUCAUUGAAUUCUGAAUGUAAGACACAAGCAAGUUUUGUUUACACAGGUUAAUGUUGAUAAAUUUUCAUAGUAGGGUAGUUGAGAUCAUGGUUCCUGAAUAUGUUGUUCAUUGUAUUCAUCUCAAGUGACCGAACAAGGGUACCUUUUAUCGUUAAGAAAUGCAUGUCCAGAUAUUCUUCCCUCCAAA
Molecule: messenger RNA, 6767 nt
Organism: Vitis vinifera (wine grape)
Lineage: Eukaryota; Viridiplantae; Streptophyta; Magnoliopsida; Vitales; Vitaceae
Product: putative disease resistance RPP13-like protein 1
Exons: 5
Coding region: 211-4683 (1490 amino acids)
Biological process (GO): defense response to other organism
Molecular function (GO): ADP binding; protein binding
Source: RefSeq, a predicted model, not a curated record